Cylindrotheca closterium is the source of this 468-nucleotide messenger RNA. NCBI's taxonomy places the organism in Eukaryota, Bacillariophyta, Bacillariophyceae, Bacillariales, Bacillariaceae. The record is from the annotation of a GenBank genome assembly.
AUGGAAAUCCGCACGAAUGAAAAUAGCAGUCAAUUCCGACGAAUAGUUCGAUUGCUUUUGUUGUUGGUAUUUUGCUUGCUGAAAAUAUCAGUCAUGCAUUUCUUCAAGGUCCUUCUUCUCAUGACAUUGCUUGCUGUGGUUUCAGCAAGAGAGCGAAUGCGUUCUUCAGAACAAAACCUGGGCCCAAAACAUACAGCUGGCAUCAAACAAGUCAAGGAACAUCACGAACGGCGAAUGACAAAGCUUGAAGAAAUGAUUGAAGAGCGGCGUCAAAUGGUGGAAGAUCACGAGCGAGGGCACCGCAAAUUGAGUCAAGAAGAAUACGAAAGGGCUUCGAGGCAACAUGGUAACUUUCAACAAAAGCUGGAGCAAAUGCGCAAGACCAACCAUCAUGAGGCUCAUAUGGACAGAAUGCACGAAAUGAAAGAACUACAUGAACGGUCUAUGAGGAUUAAGGAAGACCUUUGA